This is a messenger RNA of Leopardus geoffroyi (Geoffroy's cat), 6679 nucleotides long. RefSeq names its product zinc fingers and homeoboxes 2 (gene ZHX2). NCBI's taxonomy places the organism in Eukaryota, Metazoa, Chordata, Mammalia, Carnivora, Felidae. Gene Ontology annotation, biological process: regulation of transcription by RNA polymerase II. Gene Ontology annotation, molecular function: DNA-binding transcription factor activity, RNA polymerase II-specific; DNA binding. The transcript is spliced from 6 exons. Gene Ontology annotation, cellular component: nucleus. The record is from RefSeq and is a predicted model, not a curated record. The coding region runs from base 2860 to 5376 and encodes 838 amino acids.
UUUGGCCGCGGCCGCCGGGCCGGGUCGUGCUUAAUAUUCAAUGAUCUCGCUCGCGCCUCCCCCUCCUCCCCUCGCAGAAAUUCCACCGAGUCCGUUACUGGGCUCAGACUUUUAAGUUAAUUUACUGCCCACCCCACCCCCCCAACCUCGGCUAGUAACCAGCGCCUUUAGGGCUAACCUCCCCCCCAGCUCCCGCCUGAAAAUGACAUUUCGCCGGCGUCUCCGGAGGGGGCUGAAUUUCACUUUGUAACUUUCUGCGGAACCCGAGCCCGGGUGGCAGCUCGGGUGGUGGUAUCGUAUGCAAAUACGCAUGCUGACGUUACAGAUCAUGUGGGUUUUGGCGUAGAUUCCCCACUGAUCGAGACAUUUUUUUUCCCCUUUUUUUUUCCUUCUUUUUUUUUUUUUUUUUUUUUUUCUUUUUAAAAUUUUGGCCACUGUUCCCCGUACGGGGGCUUUUCCUGUCCGUCUGUCUGGCAGGCUGGCCGUGCCCCUCUUUCCCACGGAGCCCGAGCCCGGCGCCCGGUGGGGAGUGGGGAGUGGGUGGGGGGAGCCAGCAGAGUUCCAUUUUGGAACGCCCGUGCCGCGUCUCCGCGCUCCCAGCCCGGGUCCCCGCGUCCCCAGCCCCGGCGCAGGAGCAGCUGAGCCGUCAGAGGACCUCAACCCCAGCCUGCCCACAAGCUGUGUGACCUCAGGAAAAUCACUUAACCUCUCUGUGCCUCAUUUUUCCUCAACUGCAAAAUAACACUGAUGACACUCUCCCAAGUUCUUUUUUUUUUUUUUUAAUUUUUUUUUAAUGUUUAUUUUUGUGAGAGAGAGACAGAGUGCAAGCAGGGGAGGGGCAGAGAGAAAGAGAGACACAGAAUCUGAAGCAGGCUCCAAGCUUUGAGCUGUCAGCACAGAGCCCGAAGCGGGGCUCGAACUCACGAGCCUUUGAGCUCUGAGAUCAUGAACAGAGCCACAGUCGGCCGCUUAACCGACUGAGCCACCCAGGUACCUCUCCCAAGUUCUUUUAAGCGAUUAGUUAAUGGAUAAAAAGCUCUUUCUAAACUAAAAUGGGCUUCACAGAGUAUUGUCCCUCCCACAAGUCAGUGCCUGGAAUACUAAGGCUGGCUGGUCUCCUGGGACCUUCUUCCACUGGAUGGUUAGUUCUAAGUGCAGUGGGCAGGAGCCCCAAACUCCCUGCAAUCCAAAUAAAUUAAUCGCUGGGAUUAACACAGAAGCUUGAAUUCUCCUGCAGGAGGAAGGCCCAGAACCUUUAACUGGGAAAUUUUGUGGGCCCUCACAAAAAGUGAGGAGGAGGAAAUCAGUGUGCAACAUGCAACGCCUCCCUCUCUGAAGGCUCUCCAGGACACCCAGGACCCUCCCUCUCUGGGGCCUGAGGUCAUCCCCCGGCCCCCCACUGCCCUUCCCCAGCCCUCCCACCCAGCUGGGCCUGCCCAUCCCUUCCCCCUCGCAUUCUGCUUCCCCGAGAUCACGCGGUGGAAAGGAACACCGGCUUGGGAAUCACACGAGCACGGGCUUGGCUCAGCUCUACCAGUCGCCAGCAGUAAGCGAGUUGUGGCCUCGUGAGCCUGUUUCCUCACCUGGAGAAUGGGCUAUGACUUCCUUCCUUCCACGGUUAUUGACGGAUAUUACUAUUCCUUCCGAGAUUAUGGAUGAGAACCUGGCGGGCUUUAGUGUGCCCAGAAAUCACCCGAGAAGCUUGUUGGGAGGCAGGUUCUGACGCUGUAGGGCUGGGUGGGGUCUGCAACGCUGUUCUCUCCACCAGCUCCCAGGUGACACGACUUCCCUCUUGAAGAACAAGAACACAGAGCAGGUAUAUGACGGCAACUAUUGCCAUGAAGAUUCUUUUUUCUCCCCAGUCAAAAGGUUCUUCCUUGCAAACAGGCAUCGAUGGAUAAGAGAAACCUCUGCUCACCUCUGAAUUCGUAGGGAAACAAGAAAAAACAAGUUUUGCUUUAGAGGCAGCCUGGGUGUGGGGAGUGAGGAGAGUGGCCUCCACGGCUCAUCAGCACGCAGCUCCACGCGCACACGUGCGCCGCAGGUGGGCCUCCGCCGGCUGCAGAAACCUCUAGAGCUCAGGCCUCAACUUGCCAUGCUGGGAACGCAGCCUCGGAGCCGGGCACACGCCUUAUUCCUCCGGCUACAGCUCUCCAGAGGAAUUUUCAAAGCACACGGGGUUCGCUUGGCAGGAGCCUCCCAGGAUAUAAACACGCAUUUGGGGCUUUUGCUUUAAGGACUGCGGUGCCUUUUUGACUGGAGGCCUGUGCCCAGGCCUCUUCCCCCUCACCUUCAUCAAAAUGGAACCACGGCCGGCCAGCCGCUGCUAGGAGCAGACACCAAAGACUCCAGGAGAGCCGGAGUGAGGAUCGGGACACCUCCCCACCCCACCCCAUCCGAUCCUGCUUUUGGUUUCCCCUCCUAAAAGGCCUGCUUCCCAACAAGCUGCUGACUCACCCAGGGUCUCGACACACUGGCUGCUCUUGGAGUUCAAGCAUACCAAGAUUCCCAGGAUGUAAGCAAUCCGGGACUGGAUGCUUCCUUUGAAAGCCCAGAGACAGCCCUGUUAUUUCCUCUGACAGCCCCAGUGAAAAGCCCCGAAAUGAGAAGUGGCAUCCUCGCCAAAGCCCAAAGAUAUGAUGCUGCCUCUUGUGUUUAGCCAUUGGAGCAGUUACAGUUUUUUGUGCUGAGAUCAUUCUGAACACUCAAACACUAGACUUCAGCAUUCAAGGGAAGCCAAAGCCAUUGGAGGGGGAAUAAAGCCCAAAGCCUUUUAUCUGAUUUGCUCCAAAAAUUUCACUGCCCCUUCCCUACCCACCCCCCUCCCCAAAUUUAAGCUGUUGCACACAGACAGACGGCAUGGCGAGCAAGAGAAAAUCCACAACCCCGUGCAUGGUUCGGACAUCACAAGUAGUAGAACAAGAUGUGCCCGAGGAAGGAGACAGGGCCAAAGAAAAAGGAAACAGCACAACACAGCCUGAAACAACCAAGGACAGUUGGACAGUAGAACCCGAGAACUCUUCCAAAGAAAAUGAAGUGAUAGAGGUGAAAUCUACAGGGGAAAACCAAUCCAAAAAACUCCAAGGUGGUUAUGAAUGCAAAUACUGCCCCUACUCCACGCAAAACCUGAACGAGUUCACGGAGCACGUUGACACGCAGCACCCCAACGUGAUUCUCAACCCCUUAUACGUGUGUGCCGAAUGUAACUUCACAACCAAAAAGUACGACUCCCUGUCUGACCACAACUCCAAGUUCCAUCCCGGGGAGACCAACUUCAAGCUGAAGUUAAUCAAGCGCAAUAAUCAAACUGUCUUAGAGCAGUCCAUCGAAGCCACCAACCAUGUCGUGUCCAUCACCACCAGCGGCCCCGGAAGCGGCGACGGUGAUCCCGGAAUCUCAGUGAGUAAAACCCCCAUCAUGAAGCCAGGGAAACCAAAAGCCGAUGCCAAGAAGGUGCCCAAGAAGCCGGAGGAGGCCACGCCCGAGAACCACGUGGAAGGGACUGCCCGCCUGGUGACAGACGCGGCUGAGAUCCUCUCGAGACUCGGAGGCGUGGAACUCCUCCAGGACACAUUAGGGCACGUCACGCCUUCUGUCCAGCUCCCACCAAAUAUCAACCUUGUCCCGAAGGUCCCCGUCCCACUGAAUACUACCAAAUACAACUCUGCCCUGGACACGAAUGCCACCAUGAUCAACUCCUUCAACAAGUUCCCUUACCCGACCCAGGCCGAGUUGUCCUGGCUGACAGCUGCUUCCAAACACCCAGAAGAGCACAUCAGAAUCUGGUUUGCCACACAGCGCUUAAAGCAUGGCAUCAGCUGGUCCCCGGAGGAAGUGGAGGAGGCCCGGAAAAAGAUGUUUAAUGGCACCAUCCAGUCAGUACCCCCCACGAUCACCGUGCUGCCGGCCCAGCUGGCGCCCACAAAGAUGUCACAGCCCAUCCUCCAGACAGCUCUGCCGUGCCAGAUUCUCGGCCAGACCAGCCUGGUGCUGACUCAGGUGACCAGCGGAUCAACAACGGUCUCCUGCUCCCCCAUCACGCUUGCCGUGGCCGGAGUGACCAACCAUGGCCAAAAAAGGCCUUUAGUGACUCCCCAGGCCGCCCCCGAGCCCAAGCGUCCACACAUCGCUCAGGUGCCAGAGCCCCCACCCAAGGUGGCCAACCCUGUGCUGACGCCAGCCAGUGACCGCAAGAAGACAAAGGAGCAGAUUGCGCAUCUCAAGGCAAGCUUUCUCCAGAGCCAGUUUCCUGACGAUGCUGAGGUCUAUCGGCUCAUCGAGGUGACCGGCCUUGCCAGGAGUGAGAUCAAGAAGUGGUUCAGCGAUCACCGGUAUCGGUGUCAAAGAGGCAUCGUCCACAUCACCAGCGAAUCCCUUGCCAAAGACCAGUUGGCCAUCGCAGCCUCCCGACACGGCCGCGCGUACCACGCAUACCCGGACUUUGCCCCACAGAAAUUCAAAGAAAAAACACAGGGUCAGAUUAAAACCCUGGAGGACAGCUUUUUGAAAAGCUCUUUCCCGACCCAAGCAGAACUGGAUAGACUAAGGGUGGAAACCAAGCUGAGCAGGAGAGAGAUCGAAUCCUGGUUCUCAGAGAGACGGAAGCUUCGGGACAGCAUGGAACAAGCGGUCUUGGAUUCCAUGGGGACUGGCAAAAAAGGCCAAGAUGUGGUGGCCCCCAAUGGUGCUCUGUCUCGACUUGACCAGCUCUCCGGUGCCCAGUUAGCCAGUUCUCUGCCCAGCCCUUCACCAGCAAUUACGAAAAAUCAAGAACAGGUACAUCUCCUGCGGAGCACGUUUGCAAGAACCCAGUGGCCUACUCCCCAGGAGUAUGACCAGUUAGCAGCCAAGACGGGCCUGGUCCGAACUGAAAUUGUGCGCUGGUUCAAAGAGAACAGGUGCUUGCUAAAAACCGGAACCUUAAAGUGGAUGGAGCAGUACCAGCACCAGCAGAUAGCAGGAGAUCACGGUUAUGACGCCCCACCAAGGAAAGCAGUGAAAGCCGUCAUCACUGAGAGCCCAAAGAAUGGAAGUGACGUGGGUCAGCAACAUUACAAGGACCCCAAAAAGCUCUGUGAAGAGGACUUGGAGAAGCUGGUACCCAGGGUGAAAGUGAGCAACGAGCAAGCCAAGGAUGGUGUGCCGGCCAAGCCUUCUGAAGCCACCUCGGACAGGUCGGAGGGCAGCAGCCGGGACAGCCAGGGCAGCGACGAGAAUGAGGAGUCGGGCGUUGUGGAUUGGGUGGAGGUCACGGUCGGAGAGGAGGACGCCAUCUCAGACAGGUCGGAUAGCUGGAGUCAGACGGCAGCCGAAGGCACCGCAGAACAGGCCGGCUCGGACUCCGACAGCAUCCCUGCCGAGGCUGGCCAGGCCUAACAGGGAAGUCCGUCAGAACUACAUUGCUGAUAAAGGGGACGCUCUUUGAGGAAGGAAGAGGACCUCCCUCCCCGGCCGUGGGCCACCCUGGCCAGAGGCUCCAAGUGGAACCACUUAGCCGGCGUGUGGCUGCUGGGUGCCGGAGCCCCAGCCUUCACACACACCCUGCCCGGAGGACCGGCAGGAAUUGUUCAUAGUGCCAAAGUCCUACUACUGCGUUUUCAAUGGGUCCUUGUAAAUAGUUUGCUCCUCUGCCCUGGCCCCCACUUCUUGCUAUACUGGAACCAAUUUGUACGAUGUGGGAAUUUUGUUACCUUUUUAAUCAAGGGCAACGUCCUUUUCCAGCACUACCAUUGUAAGGUUUUUUCCAGGAGGGAGGGCUGAUCACAUGUGCUUUUCUCUUUUUCCUUUUUUUUUUUUUAAUCUUUAUUUUAUUAAUUUUGGGGAGGGGGGGAAUGUUAGCAUUAGUGCCAUUAUAUCUACUGGAUUUUAGGUAGGGAGAGUUCGUUUUAUUAAAAGUAGUUUGAAAUUUGGGAGAUUUCUCCAUGGGAAGGGCUAGGAUUUGGGCUUCUGUCUGAACUUUGAGAGGGUUUUACAGAUGGCACAUCUUCCAGAUCAAGCCCAUUUUUGGUUCUCCCUCCCCCACCAGCCGCCUCUGGGGUCCCUGUUUAGCCACGCACAGGGCUUUCCGAACUGCCAACAGGUGGAUCUGGUUUUCUCCUCCGCCUGGCCUCUUGGGCUGACCUUGGGCGGAGCCAGCACCAGAGAACUAGGGAGCAGGUGGCUCCCUCUUUCAGCGUCUUGUUAGAUACCAGCAGAAAGGGCUUCCACAUUUCUAGCAUUAUCGUUACUUUUGUGAAACUCCAACAAAAAGAGGUCUUCCUAUCUAGAUGGUACAAAGAUGAACAACUUUGGUUUUGAUUUCUGUUCCUAACUGCCUUUUCUCAGUGUGGUAUUUGACAAGAUUUCAGCCUGAAGCCUCACCAUGAUCUGAUUUUUUUGUUUGUGUUUGUUUUUGGGCCAAUUUUAGAUUCCUGAGUGCACUUUUGUUUUUUGUUGUGUGUGUGUGUGUGUUUUUUUUUUUCCAAUUAGUCCUAACUUUUAAAGAGGAAAAACCAAGAGACAUAUCUGGUGUAAAUGUUGCAAUAUGAAUUGUGUUUGCAACCCCCUCCCUCCCCCACCCCCCAUUUGGGUAUACUGCACAAAUAAAAUGCUAGGGAGUUUGGAAAAAAACAUUUUUUCUAACUUGUUGCUCAUUUGUUGUAACUCAAUAAAGCAGAGACUAAACAUUUUUAUAACCUUU